Brassica napus (rape) is the source of this 1491-nucleotide messenger RNA. Its product is annotated as protein MADS AFFECTING FLOWERING 5-like. Bases 482 to 1195 code for a protein of 237 amino acids. Lineage: Eukaryota; Viridiplantae; Streptophyta; Magnoliopsida; Brassicales; Brassicaceae. Gene Ontology annotation, biological process: positive regulation of transcription by RNA polymerase II. The record is from RefSeq and is a predicted model, not a curated record. Gene Ontology annotation, molecular function: RNA polymerase II cis-regulatory region sequence-specific DNA binding; DNA-binding transcription factor activity, RNA polymerase II-specific; protein dimerization activity. The transcript has 6 exons. Gene Ontology annotation, cellular component: nucleus.
UAAAGUUUUUUUUUAUUUUUUUAAAUAUUUAUUUUAUAUAUUUAUUAGAAUUUUGUUAACCCUAAAAAUAUAAAUGUCUUUUAUCUUUCAUUAAAAAUAAAAAUAAAAAUAAUUAACAUAAAUAUGAAAAAUCGUACUAUAAAUGUGAUAUUUGUGGUAAUUUCUCAAAAAAAUUUGGGGGUCAAAUUCUAAGAUUUUAUUAGAAAGAGUAAAAUAACGGGACGUUAGGAACUCGACAGGCGUUAAUACGUGUCUAAACUCGACUAAAACGCUUUGUUUAACAUAUUUUUUUUCCUGUUUUGUUAUUUUCUCUCUCUCGGUAUCAAAACAAAAGGGAACAAACAUACAUACUCGAAGUUUGCUCACCCCAAAAAAGGAAUAAAAAAUAAAAUAAUAAAUGUGAAAACGUUCAGGUGUCUCCGGCCAGUCAUACAGACAUCAGAAUCAAAUUAGGGCAUUAGACUGGUCGGAGAAAGAAGCCAUGGGAAGGAGAAAAGUGGAGAUCAAACGAAUUGAGAACAAAAGCAGUCGACAAGUUACUUUCUGUAAACGACGCAAUGGUCUCAUAGAGAAAGCUCGCCAGCUCUCAGUUCUCUGUGGAUCCUCCGUUGCUGUUCUCAUCGUUUCCUCUACCGGGAAAGUCUAUAGCUCUUCAUCCGGCGAUAGCAUGGCCAAGAUUCUCAAGCAUUACGAAGUACAACAUGCUGAUAAGCUUAAAACCUUGGAUCUCACAGAAAAAACUCAGAAUUACGUUUCACUCAAUGAGUUACUAGAAACAGUCCAACGGUUAGCACUAAGACUCCAUCUUAAUUUUUGCAUCUUCCUUUUUUUUCCCCUUUCUUUUACUCUUUUGCUGAUCUAUGACUGUAUAUGCAGCAAGAUUGAAGCAGCGAACGUUGAUAAUAUAAGCGUACAGUCUCUAAUAUUCUUGGAAGAGCAGUUCAAGACUGCUCUGUCUUUAACUAGAGCUAGGAAGACAGAACUAAUGAUGCAGCUUGUAAAAAGCCUUCAAGAAAAGGAGAAGCUGUUGAGAGACGAGAACACGGUUUUGGCUAGCCAGCUUGCAGAGAAACAAAUAAAUUUCUUACAGAUGGGGAAGGAGAAGGAGUUUCUGGAGACAGAGGAUGAAAGAGCAAUGUUACUAGAAUAUAGCUCCGGCAAUAACCCACGGGAGACUCUUCCGCUUCUCAAGUAACCACCAUCAUAACAGCUGAAUUUUUCACCAUCCUGUUUCAAAUAAAAUUGUAAAAUAAAUUAUCAGAUUUGUAAACCAUGAAGAAGCUACUACAUAUCCUAAGCUCUCUUCGUCCCCUGUGAUACGUAAAAGAUUUAAAGGAAAACAUCAAAUAAGAUGCCGAUCUUUGCUGUUUACCUUCGGAGACCGGAUCCCAGCUUCGUUUGUUUUGUCUGAACGUAGAAAAUUGGUGUGUUUAUAACAGCUUUGCUGACUUCAGCGUGAAGAAACAAAGGCAAAAAUUAUUAGUUUUGUUA